CGGUGUAACAGCUAGGUUUCUCCAGCAAGCUUAGUGCGCAUCCAUCUUUCCUUUGAGUGAAAAGGGAAACAGCAUAGUGACCCUAAAGGAAACUGAGUGGAUUGGCUGUGGUGGAAGUAGUGGAUGUUUAUAUCGACUAGCGGAGGAACCGGGCAUCGUGUUCCGUGGGUGCCUUUGCCAGCUUUUACGGCCCUUCUCGGCCCCCGUAGCGGACCGGAGCUCAGCCGCUGGGCGGCAGGCCCUCCCUAGCCAUGGCGGGCGAGCUGGAGAGCUGCAAGUCCCUGAGCGGGCUGCUGAGCGGCCUGGCACAGAACACUUUUCACGGACACUCGGGUAUCACUGAGGAGCUGCUGCACAGCCAACUCUACCCGGAAGUGCCACUGGAGGAAUUCCGCCCCUUCCUGGCGAAGAUGAGGGGAAUUCUCAAGUCUAUUGCAUCUGCAGACAUGGAUUUCAACCAGUUAGAGGCAUUCCUGACCGCUCAAACCAAGAAGCAAGGCGGCAUCACCAGUGAACAAGCUGCAGUCAUCUCCAAGUUUUGGAAGAGCCAUAAGACAAAAAUCCGAGAGAGCCUCAUGAGCCAGAGCCGCUGGGACAACGGGCUUCGGGGCCUGCGCUGGAGAGUGGACGGCAAGUCCCAGUCACGGCACUCAACUCAAAUACACAGCCCUGUUGCCAUAAUAGAGCUGGAAUUUGGGAGAAGUGGACGGUCUCGUGGGUAAAGCUGUGACAGAGUAACUGAAGGCAGCAGUUAUCUCCCUGACCCAGAACAACUGAGGAGAAAUGGUAGCUGUAACUAAACAACUUGGUAGCGAUUUGGAUUCUGCUGUGCUCUCUAAUUACUAAAGUCGAUUUAGAAGCUGCAAAGAAGAUAGAGAAAAGGAGAGACACAGGAAGAGGAAGCAGCUAACUGCAGUAUAAGGAGGCGGAUGCCUGCCACCCACGGGAGAGCUACAGAGUUUCCCACUCACUGUGGCUGAGUAUAGGUGACGAAACUGACAUCACUUUGGUUUAAUUUGAAUUGACUUGAGGGUGCUUGUCCUUACUUCUUUUGAAAGAUAAAAUUGGAGAGAACACA
This is a messenger RNA of Rattus norvegicus (Norway rat), 1078 nucleotides long. Lineage: Eukaryota; Metazoa; Chordata; Mammalia; Rodentia; Muridae. The record is from RefSeq and is a predicted model, not a curated record.